Messenger RNA from Balaenoptera musculus (blue whale), 2335 nucleotides. RefSeq names its product DTW domain containing 1 (gene DTWD1). Gene Ontology annotation, biological process: tRNA modification. NCBI's taxonomy places the organism in Eukaryota, Metazoa, Chordata, Mammalia, Artiodactyla, Balaenopteridae. Bases 142 to 918 code for a protein of 258 amino acids. The record is from RefSeq and is a predicted model, not a curated record. Gene Ontology annotation, cellular component: nucleus. The transcript has 6 exons. Gene Ontology annotation, molecular function: tRNA-uridine aminocarboxypropyltransferase activity.
CGGCGGGACGAGGGCCGUGCGCGCGCAGCGGUCCUGGGCGGAGCGGAAGACGCGUGGAGCCGUGCGAGGACCCGCAGGUUGUGCAGUGCAUCUAUGAUAUGUGUUUUAGAAAUAAAAGUUAAACUUCGGUUUGAAUGAAAAAUGUCUCUCAACACACCUAUAUUUCUCAAAGAAAGGGAAGAAGAUAAUUCAAAAUUUGUGGAAAUACAACAGUCACAAACUACAUCCAUAGCUGCAGAAGAUCCUCUUCAAAACUUAUGCUUAGCAUCUCAAGAAGUUCUUCAAAAAGCUCAGCAAAAUGGAAGAUCAAAAUGUCUCAAGUGUGGUGGUUCAAGAAUGUUCUACUGCUAUACAUGUUAUGUCCCAGUUGAGAAUGUACCUAUUGAACAGAUACCACGUGUGAAGCUUCCAUUGAAGAUUGACAUCAUUAAACAUCCAAAUGAAACAGACGGCAAAAGCACUGCUGUACAUGCAAAACUCUUAGCACCUGAAUUUGUGAAUAUUUAUACAUAUCCUUGUAUUCCAGAAUAUGAAGAAAAGGACCAUGAAGUUGCACUUGUUUUUCCUGGACCUAAGUCUGUUUCAGUAAAAGAAAUUUCUUUUCAUCUCCAAGAAAAGAUUCAAAAUAAUGUUGGAGGCAAAAAUGAUGACCUUGACAAGCCAUUCAUUAAACGCAAGAAAACUGAAGAACAGGAUUUGAAUGACAGCAAGUGCAAAGACACAACACUGAAAAAAAUUGUAUUCAUAGAUAGCACCUGGAACCAAACAAACAAAAUAUUCACUGAUGAGAGACUGCAAGGGUUGCUACAAGUUGAGUUGAAAACAAGAAAAACUUGCUUUUGGCGUCAUCAAAAAGGAAAGCCAGAUACCUUCCUUUCCACAAUUGAAGCCAUUUACUACUUUCUGAGCUACUGGUGACAUCUCUGCUGCAGGUGGCAAGAACUUGCCUUAGAAUGAAGCCAGCAAAAGAAAGCAGAGUGGAGAGAUAAAAAGACUGAGUCCUGAGGACAUCAUUUAAUCAUCUAAUCUAGCUGCUUGUGAAUGGAACCCUACUGUGCUGAAUAGCUUCUGUUUGCCCUCUGGAUCCACCCUCCACUCUUUCCCAUUCUGCUCUCUGCUCUGUGAGGUAGGUCCCCUUGACCACUGGCUUUUGCUUGGGAUCAGCAAAUGGAAGCACCGUAGGAGAUUGGAGGUUGAAAGGAAAAUGAAAUUGUUUAUUUAUUUCCCUUGCUCCUUUCCUGCCAGGUCACCAUGGGUUGGGUGUGUCCUUCGACUGAAGGUCAUCCUAUCAGGCAUCCCUUUCCCAGCAGUUAUUCCAGUUAACUUCAGGCCCAUGCUCCCUCCGUUUACCCCUUUUCACUUAUAUCGUAAUGAGUCCAGGGUAUUAAUAGCCCCAGCAUAGGUCAGUGUACCUUGCUGGUUUUCCUAAACCCUGCCUAUACCUUUGUAAAUAGUAAUUUUAUUAUAUUUUUCUCAAAUGUCCCCAUUUGAAGUUGCCCUCUUUCUGGGACACUGACUGAUAAAUUUCACCCAUGUGGGUGCUAGAAAUAACAGUACAUUUCCCAAAGUAUACUCAGUGGGACACGUGUUUUUAUGAAUAAAUGAGUUAUUGGUAAAAUUUGUUUGCUGCACCUUAUAUUCCCCUGUUAGAGAUUCAAAAGGCACAAAAUGAAAGUGCUGAAAAGUCCUGAAAUAAACAUUUUGAACUUUAUUUUAGUUAGUAUUUCUUAAACUUAUUUGAAUAAGUAAUGCCUGCUAACAUACUGUGGAAAUAGAACAUUUGAAACAUUGUAAUUUAGAGCAGUCCCUGAUUAAUAUAUAUGUGGCAGUUGAGGCCUAAAGAGAUUAAGUAACUUGCCUAUAAGGUCACACAACUAAUUAGUGGUAGAACCUUAUCUAGAAUCUAGGACUUCUGAUUUGGUUCAGUGAGGUCACCAUUUUAUUAUGCUUUUCAUUAAAAGGAAUAUAGAUUAUAUAAGGUUUGAACAUUAUUAGUCCCAUACUCUUAGCCAAAUAAACAAGCUGACUUGCCUAUUAGUUAAUAGGCAAUAACUGGCUAGCAGUUAUUUUUCAAGAAUGGAAUUAAAAUGUAUUUCUUCAUGUUUAGAACUUGACCUUGGGAACAGAAGAAGGCCUGAAUUGAUUUAAGCCGGCCUCAAGUUGGAUUUCUCUGGGCUAAAUUUGAAAUUUCCUGAGCCAAAAUCUAUUGCCAUUUAACUGGCUCUCCAAACCAACAAAAUAUAAUUGUUAAAAGGGAGAGGGGGAAAAAAAGAACUCAUUUGCCCCUAUCUUACAGCUGUCUUAAGAAAGAUGACCCAUAUACUCCAUAAGAGCC